Messenger RNA from Amphiprion ocellaris (clown anemonefish), 766 nucleotides. Its product is annotated as gastrotropin-like. The transcript has 4 exons. The record is from RefSeq and is a predicted model, not a curated record. NCBI's taxonomy places the organism in Eukaryota, Metazoa, Chordata, Actinopteri, Pomacentridae. The coding region runs from base 130 to 507 and encodes 125 amino acids. Gene Ontology annotation, cellular component: nucleus; cytosol. Gene Ontology annotation, biological process: fatty acid transport. Gene Ontology annotation, molecular function: fatty acid binding.
ACCACCGACAUUUUUCAGUCAUGCGGUGGUGACACAUGGGAGCAAAUACAGAGGAGAGUAUCUGGAACAGGCCACUCCUUUCUUGACUCACAAAUUCCUGCCUUAUUUUUUCACUUCUCUUUCAGCAUCAUGGCGUUCACUGGGAAGUAUGAGCUCGAGAGCCAGGAGAACUAUGUGGAGUUUCUGGAAGCGAUUGGGCUUCUCAGUGCCAAGACAGACCAUAAAGUGGUGACAGAGGUGGCUCAGGAUGGAAACAACUUCACCUGGAUGCAAACCAUCCCUAACUGGACCUGGUCGAACAAGUUCACAGUGGGUCAGGAGUGUGAGCUGGCGACAAUGACAGGCUCCAAAUUCAGGGCGCCUGUAACUAUGGAAGGUGGAAAGAUCUCAAUACAGUUUCCUCAGUACCAUUUCACAGCAGAGAUCAGUAAUGGCAAGCUAGUAAUGACUUGUGUAACUCCAGGAGAGAAGGGUGUGACCUUCAAAAGAAUCAACAAGAGGAUCUAACGCUACGAGACUCAACAUGCUUCAGCUUCAAAGAGGCUGCAGGAGGUAAAUCAUGACAAUAAAGUGCUCCAGGUACAGAAGCAAUGGGAUCAUCUACGCUAAGGAGCAAGAGGAACGUCUCCUGGCUUUACAGGACUAAAUUUUGUUAAACUUCACAGAAGUGGCAAAACUACAACAUGAACUGUAUUUUCACAAAGACAAAACAGUUUUGACAGUGUUAAUGUUUGAUCCAAUAAAAAAAAUGCUUAAAUGCAGCUUA